This is a messenger RNA of Suillus subaureus, 417 nucleotides long. RefSeq lists its product as uncharacterized. The coding region runs from base 1 to 417 and encodes 138 amino acids. The record is from RefSeq and is a predicted model, not a curated record. NCBI's taxonomy places the organism in Eukaryota, Fungi, Basidiomycota, Agaricomycetes, Boletales, Suillaceae. The transcript has 2 exons.
AUGCUUGAGGAGGACCUAGAUAGCAGCUUCAACAAGGAGGAUCUGCAUGUUUGCAAUCCUAGUACCAUCCUUGAUGCCCUUGACCAGAUGAAGGUGAACAAUGACCCUGAGGCUGAUGACACUGAGAGUCAUGAGUUAGAUGAACUCAAUGCUCAGGGUCUUUCAUUGAUCAUUGUGUCAGGUACCAUUGCUAAUCAUGAUCUAGCCCCAGUGAUGAAGGAGGUCUCCUACCUUAUCACUGUGUUCUCUGCUGCCAAAAUGAAGAAAGCAAAGACCAAAUGUGAGCCUAUCAGUGCUUCUGUUGACCUGAACUCCAAUGAACCCUGGGACACUCUCAAGGCCCAGGUCCUUGUGAAGAUGUCCAACACAAUCAAGCCCCAUGUCCUCAACUUCAACAACUAUGCCCUUACACACUAG